Messenger RNA from Schistocerca cancellata (South American locust), 918 nucleotides. Its product is annotated as odorant receptor Or2-like. Gene Ontology annotation, biological process: detection of chemical stimulus involved in sensory perception of smell; sensory perception of smell. Gene Ontology annotation, cellular component: plasma membrane. NCBI's taxonomy places the organism in Eukaryota, Metazoa, Arthropoda, Insecta, Orthoptera, Acrididae. Bases 155 to 439 code for a protein of 94 amino acids. The record is from RefSeq and is a predicted model, not a curated record. Gene Ontology annotation, molecular function: olfactory receptor activity; odorant binding. The transcript has 4 exons.
UUUUUAUUUGCUAAAUAGGUACAUUGAUGGUGUAGAGGCUAUUGUAAAUGCUGUGUUUUUAACACAGUUUUUAUGCAGUGCCACACUCUUCUGUCUCACGGGUUUCCAACUCACGGUGAUUUUGAAAGAACAACAACUUGCAAGAUUUCUUAAUAUGAUGGAAUUGUUAGGUGCAGCCAUAUUUGAAAUGGGAAUGUUUUGUUACUUUGCAAAUAGAGUGAUGGAUGAAGGUAUCAAUGUUGGAAAGGCGGCUUAUGAGUCUCAGUGGUAUUAUGUUUCCAAAGAUUAUGGAAUAUCAGUAAGCAUAAUUAUGGCUCGCUGUACCCGCCCACCAAAAAUAACAUUUGGAAAAUUUGCUGAUCUUACGAUGGAGAACUUCGCUUCAGUUUUGCAGAUUUCAUAUUCAUAUUUUACUCUUCUCACCAGACUCAAUGAAUGAAGUAAGUGUUGACUGUAGAAAAGUAAUCACUAUCCUGUACCUGCACUAGCGGACUGAGUGGUUUCUCUAAUGUUUAGAGAUGCUCACUUCUUAACACAAUAUUCAUUUCAGUGUUUCAUUUUAGCAAGAGGACUCAGUACAUGUAGUUAUUUUCCUUAUAGAUGAAGAAAGAAAGAGAGAGAAAACAGUCACCUUAAAAUUUUCUUUUCUUCUGAUUCCUGUAACCUUAUAACAACUUCACUGAUGAAACACUACAGCUGACGACAUACAGUAUUUUUUUAAAUUAUUACUCACCCGAUAAUGAAUGAACUCUGCCAUACUCAAACUAUCAGCUCAGAUGUCAAUGAGUAAGUAACAUUUCUGUAGUGCAAUACCUUUUUUCCCAUUGGACUUUGCUAUGUAUAUAACCCUGUGUAUUUUCAUCUGCAUAUAAUUUGAAACAAAAAGUAGCAAGCAUAAAACUGUUUAUUUAUUGUAUU